UUUACUAGUAAAUGGAAUUGCAACAAGAGAGUACAGAGUACUCAUCGGAGAGCAGAUCUUUUGAUCUGCGAAGAGACCUAGCUGGAUUUAUGUUCACACAGAAACUCUUCAGGAACAUCUUUAAAUAUUAUGGCACACUUCCCCAGAUCGCUGAGCUUUGCCACCUUCUUAGUAGAGAAAGCCAUACUUUUUGGUACGAGCAUGAAGAUAAUUUCUGUUUUACUGCAUUCUCAGAGAAGGUCUACAAACCUUUGGUCGAGGUGAAAGCUCUCGAUAUAGCUCAUAAGAGGUUAAGGAGGCAUCCCCAAUGCAUCUUGAAUCAGUCUUGUCCAUGUGCUCGAGUACCUAUUUUUAGGAGUAAUAUUAAACUUGCAAAAUUGUUGGACCUCCGCAUGCAGUUUUAUUUUAAUUUCAAGAUUGCUUGAGUUGAUGAAGCAGAUGAAGAAGGAUACCAACAAUUUUGAGAAAUAUUAGAGAACAUUCAGAUCUAUGGUGACAAGGCUGAAUCUUUUAUGAGAGACCCAACAAAAGUGGUAAUCUCAAGAUCGACGUUCAGGUUCGGUCCAGGAGUCAUGAAUAUUCCUAAAAAAUUCUCUCUAAGGAAUGGGUUUCUUGAGGAUUUAAAAGUCCGAGAGCCUGUUAAACACGAUUCUCUCGAAAGCUUGGAGCUUGCAAAAGUAGUCAAGAUAGCUGAUGGCAAAGAAAAGUUCCAGCACUCGUUAGGGUGAAGUUCAGUAAGACUAACAGACCCAAUCUUUUACUUCAAGAAGUCAAAAUGGGAGCUAGCCAGUUCAAAGACACUUGACCUUUUAGUGCCAAAGGAUAAUAUUUGCCAGAUAGACGGCUACUUAGUGACUUUUGAUAACUUCGAAGCUGAUUUUACAGGCUUUGAAGCUCUAGAAGGAGUCUCAGUCAACAAAACCUAUCAGGAGAUUAGCUCUCUUUGUUCAGACUGUGAGGAUGCUAUAAUUGUUCCUCUUGCUUCUAAAAUCCCAAAUGAGUUCUUCGUGUACCAGAUUAAUGACCGUAAUGUGACUGUGCAGUAUAACUCAAAUUUUGAUAAGAAUGACUGUCUUCCUUAUGCAUAUUUCGACCGAUUUAUGUCUGAGUUAGAGCAUCUUAGUCAACCUGAAAAUAUUGGAGAGAUGCCUUGUAGAGGCCCAGAGCAGCCCAAAAUUAGCUUGGAUUCCUCAAACCCAGACAUGGGCCGAUCAUUAGCUCCUAAACUCGAGAUCAAGAUUGGUGAAAGCAGCCAGGCUGAUGGUCAGAUGAAUAUGGCAGCUCUUUUUGGAAGUCUUUGAGAUUACUCAAGGAUUUUGUGAAAGUUUUUCAACACUAUUUUCGGGACCAAUGAUAAUACGAUUCGGCUUACUAAACUAGAUAUUCAACAGUGUUUGCACACUAGGAGAGGCCCAAAGAAGUCAAGAAGUAUUGUUUUCAAGCAUCUUUUGAAGUGCAUAUCAAAAUGAAAAACAAGAAGUUUAGAGGAGCUUUGUAUCUGUAUCCCCAAACCAGAGUGGAUCCUGGACCUUCUCGUCUCAUUACGCAAUCAAUUCGCCUUAAAGCACCUCAAAAUUAUAUGUAAAUCUAGACACCGGAGGAAGAAAUCAGGGGAUUUUGAUACCCAAACUUCUCAAAAAGAUGUGUCGGUUACUGACAACCACAUCAGACUUGGCAACCUAGACCAGAGCCCGUUCCUUGAUCCGGAAAUAUGUGAUUAUUUGAAGGAAUUUAGACAUAUGCACCCAGGGCUUUUAAUUGAGGUGGAGUAUUUCUCCACCAAGAAUAAGUAUACUUUUGGGCAAAAACCUGUAGACAUUCUUAUAUAA
Messenger RNA from Moneuplotes crassus, 1829 nucleotides. The record is from the annotation of a GenBank genome assembly. Lineage: Eukaryota; Ciliophora; Spirotrichea; Euplotida; Euplotidae.